Molecule: messenger RNA, 4547 nt
Organism: Crotalus tigris (Tiger rattlesnake)
Lineage: Eukaryota; Metazoa; Chordata; Lepidosauria; Squamata; Viperidae
Gene: CRLF3
Product: cytokine receptor like factor 3
Exons: 8
Coding region: 236-1555 (439 amino acids)
Molecular function (GO): protein binding
Source: RefSeq, a predicted model, not a curated record
CUUCAGAAUCAGGUAAUGGGAAUCCCGUGAUAAUUCCCAAAAUAAAAAUAUUAAAUACGAAUUCGCAGCGCGAGUGGAGAACCUCGGAGACUCCGCCCCUCUUCCUGUUCUUCCACGAUUGAAAUGCCCGGAUGUUCUUCGCUUCCGGUUGUGAAGCUACUGCCAAUAGUGGGCUUGGCCGAGCGGAGGCCUGCCACUCUCGCUGCCGACUGGCAGUGGGUUGUCGUCGGGGGAAAUGGAGCUGGAGCUGGAGACGGAGGCGUUGUUGCAGGAAGCGCACGAGAGCAUCGAGGCGGCGCGUACCUACUGCCGUGAGCUGCAGCAACGCCUAAAAGGACUGCACCUGGCUCGCCAGCAGAUCAAAAAUAGUGCUGCACACACCCGGGAAGUCCUGGAACAGCAUUUCAGCGACUUAAAAGGGACCUUGAAGAAGUUGUUGGAUGAAAGAUUGGCCUCCUUGCUCCAGGAAGUAGACAGCAUAGAACAGGAAAGUAUCAAGCCCUUGGAUGAGUGCCAGAAGCUCAUAGAACAAGGAGUUGGGACAGCCAAUGAACUUCUCCAGGAAGGUGAAAGUGCCAUUGGUGGAAUUACAAGGGACAACAGUGAGAAGCUGUGCAGUUUUACAAAAAAGGCUUUGCACAUUCAGCUGGACAGUUUACCUGAAGUGCCACCGCUGGUUGAUGUGGCUAGCUUAUCUGCUCAAUGGGACGACUCCUUUUUUACAAUAAUGAAAAGCUACAUCUUCAGCCAUGGAACAGUAGCAUCUCGACCACCCAUACAGAUAGAAGAACUGAUCGAGAAGCCUGGGGGUAUCUUAGUACGAUGGUGCAAGGUUGAUGAGGACUUCACCCCACAAGACUACAGACUUCAGUAUCGCAAGAGUACCACUUGCCAUUUUGAAGAUGCGUACAUCGGUUCAGACACAGAAUUCACGGUGUUGCACAUCGACCCCAACAUUGAUUAUCAGUUCAAGGUUUGUGCACGGGGAGACGGCCGUCAGGAAUGGAGUCCAUGGAGCGUUUCUCAAACUGGGCGUUCCACAUUAGUGCCUCAUGAAUGGGCUCCAGGCAUGGAAGGCUACAGCUUGAGCAGCCGAAGAAACAUAGCCCUCCGAAACGAUUCGCAGGCAGGUGGAGUGCUGUAUUCCAAGGCUCCAACUUACCAUUGUGGCCAGACGCUGACAUUUCGAAUUGAAACACUUGGCCAACCAGACAGGAAAGAUAGUAUUGGAGUUUGUGUUGAGCAGCUCAAAGGCUAUGAUUCUUUGCAACGGGAUAAAGCUGUGUGCAUUAGUACCAAUGGAGCUGUUUUUGUCAAUGGAAAGGAGAUGACCAACCAAUUGCCUGCGGUGACCUCAGGGUCAGCUGUAACCUUCGACAUGGAAACUGUGAAUUUAGGCCCUUGCAAUAAUAAUGGGGGGAACUUCAAACUCAGAGUGACAAUUAGUUCCAACAACAGGGAAGUGGUCUUUGACUGGGUACUUGAUCAAUGCUGUGGCUCUCUGUAUUUUGGAUGCUCCUUCUCCUAUCCCGGCUGGAAAGUUUUGGUGUUCUAAGUGUUAGACUGAGAAGCAGUAGUUGUCUUUUGGUUGCGUCAUUCAAAGGGUUCGGACUGCAAUGACACAAUUAUUUGCCCAUCCAGGCUGUUAAAUCUGUGUGUCUUUGGUAUACUGCUGUUGGCUCAGACAAGAGUAAGCUGCUUAAUGCCAUUUUUCUGUGAGAUGAACAUUACUUGAACUCUGUCUUCUCUACUGGAUUCACCUGAAAUAUUGGCGAAAUGCUGAGUAACCUGGAAAAUUUAUGUAAGCUGUUGCGUUUGCUACUCAACAUCAUGCAUUUUGAGUAUUAUUUUUUUUAGAACACCUCUCUCCAUUUGGAUGCUCUCCAGAGGUGCUGGACAGGAUUCUCCACAAUCCCUAGUCAAAGGGGGAAGAUACGAGUUGUAGUCCACCUCUGGAGACCACCAAGAGAGAGUGUGGUUUUGAAAGAAAAAGGUAGAGAUGAUUCUGUUACUGUGGUCCUGCUAUCAAUGCUUGGUCAUACUUAUUACGUUUGCCUAGUGUUAUUCUUUGGCUCAGGGUUAAUGGACCAAAACUGUAUGUAUGUUUUCCUAUUCAUCAGAGUUCGGUACUGAAGUGAUGCACCUCAACCUACUCCUGCCGAAAGCUUUUUGUCCACUGGGCAAUAAGACCUUUUGGGCCUCUACAUUAUCCUUUUCCUUCAGUGCCUUGCCAUUGACGGCAGAAGAAAUCUGAGCUGAAACGUUAGCUUUGGCAAGCCAUACCUAUGUGCCUUCGUUGGAUGCUUCUGUUGAACAAUAUUUCACUUGUGAAAGAGAAAAUUUUGUUCCUGGCAUUUGUCGCUUUAAGCGACAUUUUUCCGCCCCUCUGUGCUCAUUGCAGUGCCUUCUACAGUUUGUGCCUUUUUCAAGAUGAUAUCAUACAGUCCGAGGAAAUAUUUAGGGCGCAAAUGUUUUAGACCUUUCCUGAACACUUGUACGGAGUCUAGAGUUUUGUGUAGCAGGUAAAUUAUGUUCCUCACACCCGUCUUUACCUAGACUUGCUUUUAGAUAAUUUUAUAGAAAGUGGGGUGGGGUCAGACCAGCAGGGUAUGCAAGUGAGCUUGCAAAUAAGGAGGUACCGUAUAAAAAAUAAUGCAUAAUAGAGGUCUCUUAGCAUGCAUUUUAAAAUUUGGUUGAUGUAACCAAGUUAACAGAUGAGCCAGGUACUAACUUUAAGUAGAGAGUAACAGCUAAUGCAUUUUUGCUCAACCUCUGCAGUUAAUUACCAUUUUGCUGUUUUAAUUUGGGCAAGUGAAAUCCCUCUUUGGGGGAUCUCCUUUGUACGAUUAAAUUGCCUGCAUGCCCAUCUCCCAAAAUGGGGGACCCAGUCUUGGCCGCUGUUUCCUUGCAAUAGCGGUAUCCUGUUAAGUAAGAUCUGCAGCCGGUUUCUUUCUUAAACUUUUAAGUCUUCGAUCCCAGGCCCGGAGGCUUUAGCUGCAGUCCUUAGCUGCCCUACCCCGUCUGACAAGUAAGCAAAGACAGGAGCUGCUGAUAAAAAGAGCAAAAUUCCUCCCUUCCCUUCUUAUACGGUAGGAUUGCCAGCUAUGAGUACUCUGAUUUCAGCCUUAAGUAAAAGUUGUCACCAGUUAUUAAUGUCUGGUCAAUUGGGAGUAGGUCUUUUGGUUCAGGAAUAUAUAACUCAGCCUUAUCUUGUGGCCUAUUGCAAUCUGAUGUUUUCUAGAUAUAUUUCACUUCCUUUCCUGUUGCUUAUCAGAAUUAUGGGGUUGAAGUUCCAAUAUAUCUGGAGGCAAGAUUUUGGGGAAGGCUAACUGAAUACUCUGUGGAGCAGAAUCUAAAUAAAAAUGGUUAGUUUCCCCCCCACUCCACCCCGAUCUCAAGAUAUCCUGUAAGAAGCUGAAAUUUAAGGAUUAUAGAAUCCUACCUCUGCCCCUCCCCAGUUUAAAAUCAAGCCAUGCCAAAACUCUUCUACUCAUAUAAAUCACCACAUUGUCUUAUGUGUUCAUAUGAAUAUAAGAAAGGAUAUUAAUGCAUUAACAUUCUUCUCUUAAGAAUGUCAAAUGCAAACCAGAUCAUCCAUAUACUUUUUAUCUCUCAUUAUUGAUUUCUAUGAAAAUGUAUUUGAGCAUAAAACAAAACUGGUACCAAAAAAAACCAAAAAAAAAACCAAUGAGAUACUUUAGUUCACCUUUAGCUUUGUAUGUUCAUUAUAUAAUGGUAGGUUGGAGGUUCCCGCUUUUUAGAAUGUUACACAUAAAUCGGGAUUUGCGAAGGUAUUCGGACGUGCUGUUUCCUCUUCUUGAAGGAUUGCCAGAGAACAUUUGCAAUUUCAUAUAUACCAUACAAAAUGCCUUUGCUAUGUAAAAUAAGUAACUUUUUUUACAUCUGGUGACAGAUGGAAUGGAGGACAUAAUCCAAAUAUUCAACUGUUAGAAGACCAAAAAUAUAAAGCAACAUUUAAAACAGCCAGAUGCUAUCCAGAUAUCAGGGUUGUAGUUCUUAUCCUUCCGUUGGAAUAGAGUAAGAUCUUCAUUUUUUAAUAUACCACAGACUUCUAUCUUGUGUGAGGAAGGCAUGUAGAUGCUGAGCUAAUAAGGAAUUUUCUGAAUUUCUUAAAUUUUUGUAAAAGCUUUUUUGCUAUAGCAAUAGAAAUUUGUUUCCCCAGCAAAGGAUGACUUUCUGCAGCUGGGGAUGGGAGACAAAGAGGAAACAGAGAUUUUAUCUCUUGAGAGGGUAAAUUCGGGUUUUUUUUUAAAAAAAGAAUAGCUAUGAAACAGGAAGGCUAUUCAAAAGCUUACCUUGAACCUAUUUAUGAGCAGCAAAAAUGUUCAAAAGAAAUUGAAUCAGUAUUUUAGAGCCAUAAGAAUUCUGAAAAAUUGGAUUCUUUGUUCAGACAGUAUUCAUAUGAGAUGGCAGUUCUUGGAGGCAAAGUUAGCAUGGAAUUAUGUUUUGUAUGCACUUGUAUGUAUUUACCUCAAGAUACUUUGUAUCAUGACUUUUUAAUAAAGGUUUGACUUUAUUGUACCCUA